AUGGCACAAGCUAGCAGCGGCGUCGUUACAUAUUCAUCCAACUAUGUCCUGGUGGCGUUGAGUAUCGACCGAUACGACGCAAUCGCACAUCCAAUGAAAUUCCACGCUGGGUCUUGGCGGAUGCAAUGCUGGAUCCAACUCGAACCGGCCCACUGGCAAAUAUACAUUACUCUGGUUUUCGUGGCUUUAUUUUUCCUCCCGGCAUUCAUCAUAGCUGGAUGCUACAUCGUAAUCGUUAAGACAAUUUGGAGCAAAAGCAAAGCGGUAGUCACAUGCAAGAGGAGAUGGUACGGGAAAGCGAACGUUGAGCAAAAUCGUUCUUUAUCGAGCUUCGCCGAAGACACGGAUAUUCGGCGGGCCAGCUCUCGAGGCAUAAUUCCUCAAGCAAAAAUAAAAACUAUCAAAAUGACGCUGAUCAUCGUAUGCGAUACGGGGAAAACCCGCGAAAUAAACGGUGCGUUGCUGCUUGCAGUUUUCAUCUCUUGCUGGAGCCCCUACGUGGUGUUCGAUCUCCUCCAAGUUUACGGAUUACUCCCAUAUUCACAAACUACGAUAGCGGUUGCCACAUUUAUUCAGAGCCUGGCUCCUUUGAAUUCAGCCGCUAACCCGAUCAUCUACUGCUUGUGCACGACGCACAUAUGCUCCAAUCUCCGGCAAAUCAAAUUCAUUGAUUGGCUGGCGAGGAAAUUCUGCUGUUGCUGCCCCGCCAACGGCGCCGGGGACGACGCGAGUUUCCAGCGGACCACCACGCAACACACGACGACGACUGAUGGCCGGACGGGCCGAGGCGCAAACGCUGGCGCCAUCCCGCUCACGGCGCGUCGCGGCACCGACGUCCAGCAACGCAUUAACGGCGCCGCUGGGCCCAAGAAACACGCCGUGUUCGUUCACGAUGCGUUGUACAAAAGCAAGAGCGCAUCGGCCGCCACAGACGCCGCGGAGAAGUCUUCCCGCCGGGCUCUGUUGGCAGCCACGCGAUCUCAGCCCGGCGACAUGGACUCCGAGAUCGUCUCGGAGGCGGUUUGA
This is a messenger RNA of Notodromas monacha, 1026 nucleotides long. Lineage: Eukaryota; Metazoa; Arthropoda; Ostracoda; Podocopida; Cyprididae. The record is from the annotation of a GenBank genome assembly.